CAGAAAUAUCAAAAAGUAUAGCUGAGCUGGAAAAAUAUAUCCAAUUUAGAAACACUGUUAGGUCUAUAUAAAGUGAAAUACAUUUUUUUUGUAAUUUACAACCAUCAUACUCGGUAAACAACAAAUCAAAAUGGUGUUUUCAACUUUAUUUCAUCAAACUGAAUUGGUUCCCUGUUUCUAACCUUCCACAAGUGUAAAAAAUCUCAAAGAUUGCCUCAUCAUUGGGAUGCUAAGGCAAUCCAUGGUCAAACUACCUUAUUGAAAUAUUUGGUAGCUCCCUGAUAUGACAACAGAUGCACACAUUCUGGGUGUCAUAUAUUUUAAUAGAGUUGCUGGUAUUCUGUAUAGUAGUAUCGCUAGUAGCACCCAUGUUAGCUUAUCCAGCUGGCGGUAAAGAUGGAGGAGUUAUCCUGACAGGCCCUUCAGGGGUUGUUACAAGUACUGGGGCUAUUGGACCUUCAGCUUUGGGACUCGGUGCAUAUGGCUAUGGCCACGGCGGUGGAGAUGUUGGCAUAGUGUAUCUAGCAGGCCCAAUAGCUGAUGGCAGCUAUGCUGGAGGAACUGCAUUAUUGGCAGGUCCUGUUACGGGACCAUCUCACCUGGCAGGACCUGUCCAAGGACCAAGUCAUAUCGCCGGACCGGUUCAAGGACCCAGUUACAUAGGAGGACCUGUAGUAGGUCCCAGUUAUCUAGCUGGAGGAGUGCAAGGACCUUCGUAUUUGGCUGGACCUGUACAGGGACCUGCACAUCUCGCUGGACCAGUGCAUGGACCGGCUCAUAUUGCAGGACCAGUGCAUGCUUCAGCUCACCUUGCUGGCCCAGUUCACGCACCAGCUUUCUUGGCAGCACCUGUAGCUGGUGGAGUUACAUACUCGGCACCUGUUGCAGGAGGGGUGUACUACACUAGAGGUUCUGGACACCAUCUGGUGCCUAGCACAGUUGCUGGUUUCGGGUUUGGAGGCCAUUCCGGUUUCGGUGGCUCUGCUGGGGGACCUGGUGUUUCAGGAGGAAAGGGUGGCGCAAGUGCAGGGAGUUCAGCGGGAGGCAAAGGCUCCUCCUCCCAUGGUACGUCACAUGGAGGUCAUGGAGGGUCCCAUGGGGGUAGUAAAGGUCACGAAGGCAAGGAGUGGUGAUAUCAUUGAAGUAACGUGUGGGUUGUGGUAGAUGUAGGUUAAGUUAUUUUUGUAUUCGCUUUUAUUUAUUUGUGUUUAUACAUGUUUAUUUAAAUAAAUAUACGA
Acanthoscelides obtectus is the source of this 1238-nucleotide messenger RNA. Lineage: Eukaryota; Metazoa; Arthropoda; Insecta; Coleoptera; Chrysomelidae. The record is from the annotation of a GenBank genome assembly.